AUGCACCCUCCCACCCCACCACCUAUCCCCAACAAGGACGAGGAUAUGAAGAGUGAUGGCGAGGUGACUACAGGGUCAGUCGACAAGGCUGCCCCUCUUCCUGAAUGUCAUUUCCCCGCUGCGAUCUGGUCUGAGACUGAGGCUGCUGUUGCUGGUCCUUCGGACCUUUCUAAUGCUGCUGUUUUGGCUACCACUGGCCCUUCCUCCAAGAAGGGUAAAGCAAAGAAGAGGGGUUAA
Messenger RNA from Cantharellus anzutake, 237 nucleotides. RefSeq lists its product as uncharacterized. Bases 1 to 237 code for a protein of 78 amino acids. Lineage: Eukaryota; Fungi; Basidiomycota; Agaricomycetes; Cantharellales; Hydnaceae. The record is from RefSeq and is a predicted model, not a curated record. The transcript is spliced from 2 exons.